Daphnia magna is the source of this 8280-nucleotide messenger RNA. RefSeq names its product protein crumbs (gene crb). NCBI's taxonomy places the organism in Eukaryota, Metazoa, Arthropoda, Branchiopoda, Diplostraca, Daphniidae. Gene Ontology annotation, molecular function: calcium ion binding; Notch binding. Gene Ontology annotation, biological process: Notch signaling pathway. The record is from RefSeq and is a predicted model, not a curated record.
UUUCUUGUUCUGAUGCGAGAGAGUUAGCAACACCUGCCUCAAGGUGUAGACUUUCUAUUGUGCUCUGGGCGUUUACUUCAAAUAUAGAAUCCGAAUUAAGCUGCACAGAUGACUGGCCAAUGGUUUUAUUUUGACGAUUGAAUCUCUUGUUGUGUUGAGAUGGUUGGCCACAUGAUGUACACGGGCCCAGCAUCAUGGCGAUUAGCCUUUGUGACGACGGUGAUGACGAUCGCGGUCGUCACUGGUCAGCAAGCGUAUUUCAAUGGGACGCAAGAGACGGUGGUCACCAGCGUCACCUUUCCACCGACGUCUGCCCAAACGUAUCACCUGGGCUUUAGUUUCCGCACUUGCGGCUCGCCAACCACCGGCACCAUUUUGUCGCAGGUGAUGGCUGCCGAUCGGCUGAGUGUGUCUCUGCUGCCAGCCAAUCAGGGCGGUCGGUUGAGUUUGAGCCUUUCGGCCGAUUCCAACGACUUCACGACCGAAGCCGGUUUCGAUUUGGCCGACAAUCGAUGGCACGAUGUCGAUUUCCGAUUCCACGAAGACUUUCUACAAAUCAGAUUAGACGGCGAAUGGACGCCGGUGGUGAAUGCCAGUUUCGUGAUUAAUUCGCCCCUUUUCCAACGACCUGUCGCUGACAAUGCUGCCAAAUUGAUGACAAUCGGCACCGGAUUUUCCGGUUGUCUUUUGGAGGGCCCCUCCUUCUUGCUGACAUCAAUCGACCAGCAUUUACAAGUCACCAACUGCCCCAUUCCAUUGGGCAGCGAUGUUUGCAACAAUGCGACGAGCGAUCCGUGCUGGAAUCGUCCUUGCCGCAAUUACGGAAAAUGUUCGUCAUCGUCGAACAGUGACGACGGCUUCGAAUGUCGCUGUUCCCUGCGCUACAUCGGCGACCGUUGCCAACACGAUUUGGGGUCACUUUGCGAACGACCAGAGUUCUCUUGCCUCAACGGCGGAUCCUGCCACGAACAUCCGACGGGCAAUGGAACGUCUUGCAUCUGUCCGCCCAACUUUUCCGGCUCUCUCUGCGAGAAUGCCGUCGAUUUGCCGGCGUGCAGCGGCGAUCAGUCGUGUCUGAACGGAGGAACGUGUUACCAGCAAUCGAACGGAGAUUCUUUGUGCGUCUGCCGGCCGGGAUUCAGCGGGCCCCGAUGUGCCGACAACACGGACGAUUGUCUGCAUCCGUCUCUGUGUCAGAACGGAGGCACUUGCAUCGACGGAGUCAACAAUUUUACUUGCACCUGCAACGGGUAUCAAGGACAGAGAUGCGAAACGAAAAUCAAUCAGUGUCUACUGGAGCCGUGCCAAAACGGAGCAACCUGUUUCGAUCGGUUCGGCAGCUACGUUUGCCAAUGCGUCGCCGGAUUCAGCGGCAACAACUGCCAACUCGAAAUGGCUUCCAGGAUGUUGGCAGCAGACGAUCCUCUAGUGGCGGCCGUUAUGGUCAAUUGCGAGCCGGAUUCUUGCCUGAACGGUGGAAUCUGCACCAGUAGCGCUUUGAAUGGAAUCGAAUGUUUGUGUCUGCCCGGUUUCAGCGGCGCACGUUGCCAAACGGAAGUGGACGAUUGCCUGAACGUCACGUGUCCGGCCAAUUCACGUUGUCUCGACACGGGGGUGGAUUCGCAUCAGUGCGUCUGCCUCACUGGAUUCGCCGGAACAGCAGCCACUGGAUGCAUCAACAUCGACGAAUGCGAACCCAAUCCGUGCCGGAAUAACGGCACCUGCACGGACCUGGUCAACGGCUUUGAAUGCACCUGCACGGGCACGGGCUUCGGCGGAAACGAUUGCUCCGAAGAAGUGGACGAAUGCCAACCGUCGCCGUGUCUCAACGGCGCCACGUGCGUCGAUGGCGUCGGCAACUACUCCUGCCUCUGUCUGGCUGGGUACGAAGGACGCGAUUGCGAGACGGACGUCGACGAAUGCCAAUUAGCUUCGACCCAGUGCGGAAUCCAUUCGUCAACGUGCACCGACCUCGUCGGUGAUUACCGGUGCGUUUGCGAACCCGGCUGGACGGGCCGUCAUUGCGAUUUCGAUAUCGACGAGUGCGCCGAUAGCCCCUGCUUGAAUAACGGCACGUGUCUCAACCAGCCGAACGCCUUCCAGUGCCAAUGCCUCAACGGCUUCCUGGGCGAACGAUGCGAGGUCAAUCGGGACGACUGUCUGCCCAAUUUGUGCCGCAAUAACGGCACUUGCAUCGAUCAGGUGGCCAAUUACACUUGCUCUUGUCCACCCGAAUUCAUGGGUCGCCACUGCGAGGAAGAGUUUGACGCUUGUGCCAGUUCACCUUGCCAAAACGGAGCCAGUUGCAUCACCACACGACCGCAAUUGAACUUUUACUGCGAAUGUCUGCCAGGUUUCGAGGGAAUGUACUGCGAGAAUAACAUCGACGAGUGUUUCUCCGUCCAAUGCGUGGAUGGCAAACAAUGUUUCGAUUUGAUUAACGGCUACGAAUGCCGUUGCCCCACUGGAUUCACUGGCCACCUCUGCCUGGAGAACAUCAACGACUGCGUGACCAAUCCUUGCCAAAACGGUGGAUCCUGCAUCGAUGGCAUUGGCAACUACACUUGCUCCUGCCCUCCUGGUUUCACUGGACGCAAUUGCUCUGAAGACAUCGACGAAUGCACCGUCCUCAAACCUUGCGUCUACGGCAUUUGUCAAAACACGAUCGGAUCGUAUCAGUGCUACUGCAGACCGGGAUUCUCUGGCGACAAUUGCAAUUUGGAGUUUGACGAGUGUUUGUCGCAUCCGUGCCAAAAUAACGGAAUAUGCAACAAUUUAAUCAACGGCUACGAGUGCGUUUGCGCACCUGGAUUCACCGGCAAGGACUGCGACAUCAACAUCAACGAAUGCGAGUCGAACCCUUGCCAGAACAACGGCACUUGCAUCGACGGCAUUGCCGCCUAUUCCUGCAUCUGUUUGGCCGGUUUUACUGGUCCGCGUUGCGAAGUCAACAUCGAUGAAUGCGAAUCGUCACCUUGCCUGAACGACGGGCUGUGCCUGGACGGCAUCAAUUCCUACCAAUGCGACUGCAACGACACGGGAUUCCACGGCGUUCACUGCCAGAUCAACGUCGACGACUGCAUGAGCGCCCCCUGUGUUCACGGCUCUGAAUGCGUCGAUCUAGUCAAAGAUUAUCAAUGCCAAUGUCAUCCGGGAUACGAGGGCAAGAAUUGCGAACAGGACGUCAACGAAUGCGAACCGAUUUCUCAGCCGUGCCGUAACGGCGCCGAAUGUCUGGAACGAUCCAACAGGACCCUGUACGAGACUGGCCAGAUAUUUCACAGCGAAACGGAGCCGUUCAGCUACAACAUCUCAGGAGGAUACCUGUGCCGCUGUUUGCCCGGUUUCGAAGGUGUCGACUGUCAAAUCAACAUCGACGAAUGCGCUUUAGCUACAGCCGCUUCGCCCCGUGGCCAGUCUCCAUGCAAAUUCGGCACCUGUCUCGACGGCAUCAAUAAUUACACGUGUCAAUGUCUGCCCGGCUACGAAGGAGAUGACUGCGAACUGGAAAUCGACGAGUGCGGUCGUUACGAGCCGUGCCAGAACGGCGCCACUUGUUUAGAUCGUGUCGCUGAUUACCAGUGCCUCUGCCCGUCCAAUUACGGUGGCAAAAACUGCUCGGUUGAGUUGCUGGGCUGCAUCGAUGUCUCCUGCCUUCACGGUGGCAUCUGCGCUCCCUUCUUGGAGGACGAAACGAUCCACAAGUUCACUUGUCAGUGCCCGUUCGGUUUCCACGGCCAGCUGUGCCAGCACGCCACCACCAUGUCCUUUAACGGCUCGUCUUUUAUGCCCGUCCAAACUAACCGCGAGGAAGGAUACGAUUUGAGUUUCCGAUUCCGCACGACGUUGCCCAAAGGAUUGCUGGCCGUCGGACAAGGGCAGACGUACUACCGUCUCGAAUUGCUCAACGGACAAUUGAAUUUGCAUUCGAGUCUGCUGAACAAGUGGGAAGGCGUCUUCCUCGGUUCCAAUCUCAACGACGCCGAAUGGCAAUCGGUUCGCGUCCGGUUUAAUUUCACUCAUCUCCAUUUGGCCGUUAAUCAGCUGGAGGCCAUGUAUCCGAUUAAUCCGGUAGAAUCCAUCAACUCGACCGAAACGAGUUUCGGCAUGACCGUUCUAGGUGGCGCCACAUCUUUCCUACGAAUCCUAGCCCAAGGAUUGCCGUUUUUCAUUGGUUGUAUGGAAAACGUGGUCGUCAAUGGCCAGUGGGUGAUUCCCAGUCCCAGUCCGCUAAACUCGGACGCAGCUCCAGGAAACAACAACAACAACAUGCUCCACUUGCCCGGCGUCGGAGUCGAAAUGGGCUGCCCUCGUACCGACCACUGCCGACCGAAUCCCUGCCAAAACGAAGGCACUUGCAACGAUUUGUGGACCUUCUUCAACUGCUCGUGCCAAAGGCCUUACCUGGGCGACACGUGUCAAUUCAGCUACACGGCAGCAACGUUCGGUCACGAGAACGUGACGUCCAGCAUGGUUUCCGUUUCCAUCACCCCGCAGGAGCGACUGGCCUUGUCUAAUUCGAUGGACAUUUCGCUCUUUGUCCGCACGAGAGAACCGAGCGGUUUGAUCUUUUACCUGGGCACCCCGCCAGCCGAUUCAGGUGGGCCCAGUUACGUGGCUGCAGAAUUGCAAGGCGGCCGGUUGCUGGUCGUCGUGGAUUUGGGAGACGGAGAGCUGAUCUUCCCCGCCACCAAUUCGCCAUCUCUCAACGAUGGCAACAGUCAUCUCGUCCAGGUUAUUCGUGACAGACUUCAAUUACGAGUCAAGAUCAACGGCACCGUCUACCUCAACGAUUCGUUGACGUCGUUCCGACCGUUGCAAGCGCAGGUUCUCUUUUUAGGAGGAUUACCACCUUCGGCUCGUCUUCGACGUCAGACGACGCCAUCGAUCGCUUCUCAAUUGGCUUCCGGGCAGCCGAUCGGCAUCGCCGUCCAAACACAACAAAACAACAACAACAACGUGCUGGAGGGUCGCAAUUUUAAGGGCAUCUUACAAGACAUCCAGAUUAAAAGCGGAAAUAUCACGCGAAUCGUGGAAAUCUUCCCAUUGGAGGUGCCCAGUCGUAACGAAUUGCCCGACUCGCUGGGCACAGUCAUACGCAGUGAGGAUGUCCUUCAAGGUGUCGUGUCCGACAACAAUUGUCGCGAGGAUCCUUGUUUCAACGGUGGCAACUGCACCAUCACCUGGAACGACUUUCAGUGCAUCUGCCCGCCAGGAUUCAAGGGGAAAACGUGCGCCGAAUUGGAAUUUUGCGCCAUUCAUCAAUGCCCAGUUGGCGGCCUGUGCCACAAUUUGAACGACGGCUACGAGUGUCUGUCGAGCGCCACAUUCAACGGCGUCAACAGCACCGUCGAAUACACGAGCAUCGGCAUUGAUGCCUCAUCGGCCGGCGUCGAACAAACGAUCGACUUCUCGUUCCGUUCCAGGCAAGGAGGGACCGUGUUGACCAUCCAAAACGAAGCCAGCGCUCACGUCCGUUUCCUUCGACUGGAUAUCGAAAAUCGAGGCGUCAUCAUCCGCUGGAUCGCCAAAAGUGGCCUGGUCGUCAAUGAAAGUCUCUACGAAUUGCCGGAGGCUCUCAAUGGUUCGUGGCAUUCCGUUACGCUCAAUUUGCCCGGCAAUUUCUCCCUGGCCGAGUUGGUGGCACCGGAAGGCCAAAUCACCUUGGGCGGAAGUGGAACGGAAACCACAACGGUGACGGUCCAUUCGCUGGUCGAACGACAAGUGCCAGACGAGACGACGAUCUUGCCCGACCAGAACGAAAAUGAAACCGGACCGGCCGUCAUGUUGAUCCUUCCCGAUUCAGUGCCUUAUCGCGGAUGUCUCAACGAAUUCCGCGUCGGUGGAUUGCUUUUGCCUUUCUUUCCUACUUCGGAUCUAUUGAGCGAUCCAUCGGCUCGCAAAUUCCGUCCCAUCAGCGCCGAUCAGCUCAACAAUCUGGAACUUGAAUGUCGACUGUGCUACGAUCACGAGUGCCAGAACGGCGCCAAAUGUUUGGAUCCUUUGGCCAAUUACACGUGCGAUUGCCUGGCCGGUUACGAAGGUGAUCUCUGCCAAGUCAACAUUGACGAAUGCGUCCAUCAUCUGUGCGUUAACGGCGAUUGUCUGGACGGAGUGGCCAACUACACUUGCCAAUGCAAACCCGGAUGGACUGGAUGGCUCUGUGACGAGGACAUUAACGAAUGCGAUCCGGACCCAUGCCAGAACAACGCGACGUGCGAUAAUUUGAUUGGCCGUUACUUUUGCAAUUGCACCGAGGAUUUCGUCGGCGUCGAUUGCGAGAAGCCCCGCGUCGUCACUUGCGCUAAUGAGCCGUGCCUCAACAGCGCCAAUUGCACUGACCUAUUCGAUGCUGUGACUCUGCUGGCCAACAACUACACUUGUUUCUGCCCGUUUGGCUAUGACGGAAUCAACUGCGAGAACCCCAUUAAUUAUUGUUCCGUCCUCGACCCUUGCCGCAACGGCGCCUUCUGCACCGGCGUCUCUUUCGAGCCUGGUUACAUUUGCGAAUGCGACGAAGGAUUCACUGGCGACAAUUGCGAGAUCGACAUCAACGAAUGCGCUCAACGUCCGUGUCUGAACGGCGGCCGCUGUAUCGACGGUGUCAACAAUUUCACGUGCGAUUGUUCGUCGACCGGUUACGAAGGAUACCUCUGCGAAGUGGACGUGGACGAAUGCCGACGUGACGACCCCUGCGUCCGAGGCCGUUGCAUCAACUCACCUGGCAGUUACAGUUGCGUGUGCGAGAGCGAGGAUGACUGCGGCCGUCAUUGCGAUCGUAAAGAUCCUUGCCGCAUCGUCCCCUUGAAUGCAAAUGAGUCGGUGUGUUACAAUGGAGCGAAAUGCACGUCUUACUGUGACGACGUGGACAAGAUGACGGGGUUGCCCGUCUAUCGUUGCUCUUGCGGCGAUGGCUACGAAGGAUCUGAUUGCUCGCUGAAAAUCAUUUCUCAACUUGAACCCAACUUGAAAUUGGUGGCAAUCAUCGUUCCCAUUGUGGCCGCCCUUUUGCUCAUCGCGUUGGUCGGUUUCGUCGUGUUCGUCAUGAUGGCUCGCAACAAACGGGCCACUCGAGGCACUUAUAGCCCGUCUCGACAGGAAAUGUUUAGUCCGCGCGUAGAAAUGGGUCAAGUCAUGAAACCUCCACCAGAAGAGCGACUCAUUUAAGCAACAACGAAAUGGGUCGAGGCAUUUUAUUUUUUUUUUGUUUAAUUUUCUUUAUUUUAUCAAAUCGUCGCUUAUUGACCUUAUUUUACUACAACUUAUAGGAAAUGUGUCAGUGUGUGUGUGUGGCCUUUUGUGAAAUAGCAGAGAGUUGGUGGAGGAUCUUGUGAUGGUACACAGAUACUAAAGAAAACAAAUUUCUAACAACAUAACAAAAGAGUAACUAAAAAUUCCCCCUUCCCUUCAAACCGACUAUAAUAUCGAGACCUUGGUGCCUUUUUUUUCCAAAUUGUUUCCGUCGAUUGUAAUCAUAAUUAAGGUUGUACAUUUUUCUCUUUGAAAAGAUGACGAGUUUCGAUCUCCUUUUUUUUUCAAAAAAAUAUUCCAAUGGGUGAUCGCUCUCUCUGUUUGCAUUUUGUUUUUCUUUUAAAGAAAAAAAAGACCCUAUCGACCUAAUCCCUCCAUAACAGUAUCUAAGAUGAAUAAUCUAAUCAUCGGCAGAGGCAACAACCGACUUGUUCACGACACCCGACAACAAUUGUUGCUCUCUUUCUAACCGCGAUUCCUUUCUGAUUAGAUUCAACAAAAAUGUACAGAGCUGCAGAUCCCCCUCCCUUUUUGAUGUCCCGAUCAACGUGUUAUAUAUAGAUAUCUACUUCUCUUAAAAAACAAAACAAAAACAAUUUGCAUUCCAUGUGUGUUUUUUGGGCUUCGUGUGAGCGUCUCCACACAGCCGUCCAUAAAACUGAACCCUUAUUAGCUCGACUCCGUCCGCGUCCCGCCUCGUGUUUACGUGUCUCGCCUUUUUUUUUUUUGCAUUUCCAACGAAAUGAAAAUGCCUUUUUCAAGUGUUAGCGUAAAACCCUGUUUUAAUCAGUUGAUUAUUUUUUUAUUUUUGGGAGGGUGGGUUCUUUAUUUUUAAAUUGAAAAUGGUAGACUAAUCUGCCCUGUUUCACUGAUUUGUUUCUUGUCCUUUUAUUGAAUUGUAUGUACCACCCUUAUGUAAAAGUUACACCUUUCCUCUUCCUUUAUUGUUUUACAGCAUAACCCGUCCCAGGUUUCCCCCCCCCCCAUUAUGUGCUCCGCUCGUAUAUACACCUUUCCUUUGUACAUUGA